Molecule: messenger RNA, 1614 nt
Organism: Canariomyces notabilis
Lineage: Eukaryota; Fungi; Ascomycota; Sordariomycetes; Sordariales; Chaetomiaceae
Product: subtilisin-like serine protease
Exons: 2
Coding region: 1-1614 (537 amino acids)
Biological process (GO): proteolysis
Molecular function (GO): serine-type endopeptidase activity
Source: RefSeq, a predicted model, not a curated record
AUGAGAGGCAUCUUUGCUCUCUCGCUCGCAGCUUGCGCUGCAGCGGCCCCAAGGGUCUCGUUUGAGACCAUCCAUGGCGAUGCCGCGCCCAUUCUCUCUUCCUCGAACGCCGAGCACAUCCCCAACUCGUACAUCGUUAAGUUCAAGAAGCAUGUGUCGGAUGACUCAGCUUCGGCACACCACAGCUGGAUCCAGGAGAUUCACACAUCACGCGAGUCAGAACGUGCCGAUCUCAAGAAGCGGGGACAGAUCCCGCUUGUGGAUGAUGUGUUCCGUGGUCUGAAGCACACAUACAAGAUUGGCCAGGAGUUCAUGGGCUACUCGGGCCAUUUCGACGACGAGGUCAUCGAGCAGGUUCGGAGGCAUCCCGAUGUCGAGUACAUUGAGCGCGAUAGCAUCGUCCACACGAUGCGUGUUACGGAGGUGGAGGAGAGCAAGUGUGACAGCGAGCUCGAGAAGGCCGCGCCGUGGGGGUUGGCCCGUAUCUCCCACCGUGACACAUUGAGCUUCUCUACUUUCAACAAGUACCUCUUCGCUGCCGAGGGCGGUGAGGGCGUUGAUGCCUACGUCAUCGACACCGGCACGAACAUUGAACACGUCGACUUUGAGGGUCGUGCCAAGUGGGGCAAGACGAUUCCCUCUGGGGAUGCUGACAUUGACGGCAACGGCCAUGGCACCCACUGCUCCGGCACCAUUGCGGGCAAGAAGUAUGGCGUUGCGAAGAAGGCCAAUGUCUAUGCUGUUAAGGUGCUCCGGUCGAACGGCUCGGGCACCAUGGCCGAUGUCGUCGCUGGUGUGGAGUGGGCGGCCAAGUCGCAUAUUGAGCAAGUCAAGGCUGCCAAGGCAGGCAAGCGCAAGGGCUUCAAGGGUUCUGUCGCCAACAUGUCUCUUGGCGGUGGCAAGACCAAGGCCCUCGACGACACCGUGAAUGCUGCCGUCUCCGUGGGCAUUCACUUCGCCGUUGCUGCCGGCAAUGACAAUGCUGAUGCCUGCAACUAUUCGCCCGCUGCCGCCGCCAAGGCCGUCACGGUCGGCGCUUCAGCCAUUGAUGACAGCCGUGCCUACUUCUCCAACUACGGCAAGUGCACUGACAUCUUCGCCCCGGGCUUGAGCAUCCUCUCGACCUGGAUCGGCAGCAAGUACGCCACCAACACCAUUUCGGGCACCUCGAUGGCGUCGCCCCAUAUCUGCGGUCUUUUGGCCUACUACUUGUCUCUCCAGCCUGCCAGCGACUCUGAGUACUCGGUUGCGCCCAUCACUCCUGAGAAGAUGAAGUCCAACCUCAUCAAGAUUGCCACCGAGGGCGCGCUCACCGACAUGCCCAAGGACACCCCUAACCUCCUCGCCUGGAACGGCGGCGGCUGCAACAACUACACUGCCAUCGUCGAGGCUGGCGGCUACAAGGUUGAGCGCAAGAACAAGGCUAACAAGGUUGCCAUUGAUACCUCGGUGUCGGAGCUCGAGAAGCUCAUUGAGCACGAUUUUGAAGUCGUUUCGGGCAAGGUUGUCAAGGGUGCGGCGUCGUUUGCCGACAAGAUCGAGGAGUUCUCUAAGAAGAUUCACGAUCUGGUUGACGAGGAACUCAAGGAGUUCUUGGAUGAGAUCGCUGCCUAA